CCUGUAUGCAGACCGCGGAUAUUUGAAAAUAACGACUGGUUCAGUAGUAAGACGUUAACUCACAAAGAUCAACGGCCGCCCAUUAAAACAUAUUGUGAACAUCAUGACGUCCAUCACCGAUCCAAACAUGAGUAACGGGUUCACCAGUGCUAUGGACGAGAUCCACAAUACACAGCUUAAGACAUACGGGGAGAUCAUCGACAUGACUGCAGAGCUGUGCCAGUCCCACAGACAGUUUGUGAAGUCUGCACUUGAUAUGUGUUUAAAGAAAUGUAAGGAUGAUGAGAUGCUGUUUGAGACAAUACAAAUGUUGAAAAGAGACUUGGUACAGAAAAAGGCGUCGUUGAAAGGGAAACGGCAUGCUGUUUCUGAAAUGAUAUCUGAGAUUCAGCAGAAGGAAAUGCAGAAAGACGACAUCAUCCAGAAGAUAGAGAAACUUAAAGAGGAGCAAGCUAAGAGAAAAGAGUUAAUGCAGUCUCAAAACAAGGCAAACAAAAACAGACUGAGGAAUCUCCAGAAAGCCAGAGUAGUCUUUCAAGACCAUUUAGGGAUGGAGAUGCGAACAAUCCUCGGCAAAACACAAUUGGUUAAAGGGGAAAAGCUGCAGUUUGUUUUCCGAAAUAUCAACCCGUCGGAUCAGGAGAGCGCCUAUGUCGUCACAAUGGGGAUUAAAGAAGACGGAUCGUACCAGAUUGUGUCCAGUGACCCCGUGCUUGAGUGUUUGCCAGUCUUGGAAAGCCAGCUUCAGGAGACCAAUAACUUGGCAGCAUUCCUGGCAAACGUCAGGAAGGAGUUUAUCUCUCAGGCUCGCUGCUAAAAUAGAAUGAAUGGGAGAAUAAAAUGCCAUGCAAUGAAGUUCUUGCUGCAAUGUGGACUAAUGUAGUGAUUUUCAAAGUGGGGGUCCUCAGCAAACUUGGAGGGAGGAUAAUGGAAAAUGCUUAUAAGAAUGAAUAAAGAAAAUGUAAUUAAUAUAUCAACACUGGUGUUAAUGUCCUGUCUCAUUAUUGAGCAUGGUCGUAUCACCGUUUAGUGGAUACUGCUAAUUGGCAUUGUUUGAAACCUUGGAGUUUGUAACAGGUGUUCUGGGGUCUCUAAGUCCUGAAAGGUUCACCCGUUUACUGUAGAUGUUCUCCAGAAGUAAACGUUAAUAUAUUAAUUGAUCAUUCACAUAUGAGAUAAACAGUUUUCAUUUAUUUUCUCAAGUCAUUACUCAGUAAAUCAUUAACCUAUUAAAAUACAUGUUAACCACUCACUAUAGUCGAGUUCAUCUGUACACAAUGUGGCAUAAAUAAUGAAAAACACAAUAUUGGAAUUAAAAAAGACACUUAUGAGUUCUAACUACAUUACAAAAUAUCUCGAGAGAGCAGUGAGAAAAUCAUAGAUCCUAACUGACAGCAGAGAAGCAUUUAUUAAACUCUGCUUUUGUUUUUAUUAACAUUUUAAAGCCAUGAAUAUCAUCAGUCGGUACAAACACAUUUUCUAGUUUGUUUGAGGCUUCCAGUUGUCAUUACAUGUUCGGCUCUUUAGAACUGAAUCUUUUUGAUUCAGGGUGAGUUCUAUAGUGUAGUUGUAGAUUAGUUGUGUCCGUCAGGCAUCGGAUGAUUUGACGCUGCUCAACACAGGCAGCUCCUCAACAUAGGUUGAAGGGAAAUAGCCUUUCUUCCCGUGAAGUUUGCCAAACCACCAGCUGUUCUCCUCCUUCCCGUAAAUGUCUAGAAGAUCUCCUGGGACACAGAAAUCCAGUCGUUUCAUUAGAUCAUUGAUAAACCUCUACUGGUUUAGAUAUUCUGCCCUUGAGUUGCCACUUACCUUCUUUCAAAGUCAGCUCAUCGUCCUGUUCAGGUGUGUAACUGUACAGGGCCUUGCAUUUCCCGAUACUGCACAGCUCCGGUGUUACUUGAACUGUUCGAUGUUGAUAUUUUUCAUUGCUUUAAUUUCAGGAUGAAAUUCCAAAUGUGCUGAAUUGAAAUAAAUCUUUGUAGUAC
Messenger RNA from Anarrhichthys ocellatus (wolf-eel), 1985 nucleotides. It is a transcript of the gene spc25, whose product is annotated as SPC25 component of NDC80 kinetochore complex. Lineage: Eukaryota; Metazoa; Chordata; Actinopteri; Perciformes; Anarhichadidae. The coding region runs from base 104 to 817 and encodes 237 amino acids. Gene Ontology annotation, cellular component: Ndc80 complex. The record is from RefSeq and is a predicted model, not a curated record. Gene Ontology annotation, biological process: chromosome segregation. The transcript has 7 exons.